Metarhizium acridum CQMa 102 is the source of this 960-nucleotide messenger RNA. The record is from RefSeq and is a predicted model, not a curated record. Lineage: Eukaryota; Fungi; Ascomycota; Sordariomycetes; Hypocreales; Clavicipitaceae.
AUGACUGAAGUCGACAUGGCCACCAAAGCUCCCGAGAGCGACGCUCAGGAGCGGCAGACUGAGCAGAAGCCGGAGACCAUCACACCUGCAGAAUCGCCAGGUCAGACCGGGGAGCAUUGCGUAACUGACCGUCCAACUCCUAGUGGACAGUCGUCAACCGGUGAGAUUAUCAAACUGAACGAUAUCGACGUAGGCUCCCAGCUACACCAACCAAACACGAGACACACCGUUCUAACCACCUGCCAGGUCUAUAUUUCCAAACCAGCCGACUACCCCCAUGCGCCCUCAAAGCUCCUCCUGCUUCUCACCGGCGGCACUGGAAUCAAGUCGGUCAACAAUCAAAUUCAAGCCGACAAAUUCGCCUCAGAAGGCUACCUCGUAUUGAUGCCGGACCUCUUUGCUGGCGACAGCGUCCCAUUAUCCACGGCCAUCACCGACGACUCCUCCUCCAUCAUCGAGCAGGUUAAGCUCCAGGCCGUCGGGGUCGUCAAGUCCUUCUUUAUUGACAUGUGGCUGGCCCGAAUCACCCCGGACAAGGUCAUGCCCAUCCUGCGCAGGGUCAUUGAGGCAGCUCAAGACCAGUACGCAGACGCCAUCAAGAAUGGUGAGGGAAUAUACGCAGUUGGGUACUGUGUUGGUGGACGAUUUGUCCUCCUGCUGGCUCAGGAGACAGAAGAACAGGGCAGCGAUGAGGAGGCAGGUGCGUUGAAGAGGAAGGGCCCGUAUAUCAAGGCUGGAGCUCUGGCGCAUGGUGCGUCGGUCACGCCAGAUGAUUUCAAUAACUUGAAGGCACCGCUCAGUCUAGUGUGUGUUGAAAACGACAACUUGUUUCCAGAUGAGGUACGGAAGGCGGGCGAGGACGCCAUGUCCAAAGCAAAUCUUGAGCACGAGGUGCAGGUCUAUCCUGGCGUGCCACAUGGUUUUGCUGUACACAAACAACUGCAUAUCAGCAAAUGUUGA